Messenger RNA from Manduca sexta (tobacco hornworm), 627 nucleotides. RefSeq lists its product as uncharacterized. The transcript has 4 exons. The record is from RefSeq and is a predicted model, not a curated record. Bases 46 to 603 code for a protein of 185 amino acids. Lineage: Eukaryota; Metazoa; Arthropoda; Insecta; Lepidoptera; Sphingidae.
AAUUUCAAAAUGCUCGAUAAACGAUUUUAUAUUUAAAAUUAGUCAAUGUGUAUUAUAAAAAUAAAUUUACCGAAUAUCGAAAGCUUCCUAUUGUUGUACUCUUUGAAAUGCGGGUGUAUAGUGAUUCUGGCUUGGACUUUUCUUCGAUCGCUCUUCUGUCUACUAUUCUUCAUCGUUGCCAUUUUAGAAGUAUUCACGAGCCAUAGACUACCAGUAGGAACGCUCCUGAUCCAGAAAAAGGAAACAAUUACUGAGGAUAACGCUUUGACAGUUUACGUAACGUUUGUGGCUUUAGUCAUCGGCGAGGCCUUUCUGUUUGGUCAUACUUAUUACUUAAUAGUGGGUCUGUAUUGUGAGCAGUCUCGUCUCUUAGAGCCGUAUCUGAUAUGUCGCUUCGUGUCCUGGCUCACCGAGAUCAUUUGUAUUUUCGUCCUGUGUCUGAUUCACAAGCUGCUUAUCGGAUGGUAUUUGGGCAUGUUGAUGUUUAUCAUACUAGAAAUCUAUUUCUUCAUCGUGGUGUACAGUUACUAUGUAAACUUGGCUGACUAUGAAAGGACUGAAUGCAGGAAGAGUCGCGUCAGACCGUGCGACACGUGUCCCUGAUAUUAGCAAAAUGAUUUCAUUUAA